Messenger RNA from Stylophora pistillata, 2991 nucleotides. Its product is annotated as TATA box-binding protein-associated factor RNA polymerase I subunit B. The record is from RefSeq and is a predicted model, not a curated record. Gene Ontology annotation, cellular component: RNA polymerase I core factor complex; RNA polymerase transcription factor SL1 complex. Gene Ontology annotation, molecular function: RNA polymerase I core promoter sequence-specific DNA binding. Lineage: Eukaryota; Metazoa; Cnidaria; Anthozoa; Scleractinia; Pocilloporidae. Gene Ontology annotation, biological process: nucleolar large rRNA transcription by RNA polymerase I; RNA polymerase I preinitiation complex assembly.
UUUAGGAGACAAUACGGUGGGUCAUACAUGAAUAGAGUGAAGUAGAGGCAAAUCUGAAAACAUGCCGUCGUGUGUUUUGUGCGAUGGAGAAGUCUUUGACUGUAUUGAUGGGCUGUAUUACUGCAAAAGCUGUGGAACUCAGUCUCAGGAUAUGAGAGAUGAAGAGAUGCAAGAUCCCUAUGAAGCUGGAAAUGUUAGGCAAUUGCAGUUAUCAGAGAAGGGCAGAGGUGGAAGAAAGAAACAGUUCAUUGCAGACAAAGGGAAACCUUGGUUUAUGUACGAAGCAUAUCAGCACAUCAUUAGGAUGCAAGUUGAAUAUCUGAUAAAACUUGGAGUCAACGAGGCAUUGAAGGAUGUUGUCUUUAAGCUGUGGUACAAGUAUUUGCAGGUCACUCAAAGUGCCUUUACUGGAUCUCCUGAGGGAGCUGUACCAACCAAGGGUUCAAUUUUCUACCCACGGGAUGCUAAUCUCUUAAACACAAAUAAAAGAAGGAAGUCUGGACAAAAGAGGAAGCUGGAUCCUUGUGAAUCAGAUGAUGAUGAAUUAGAACUGUGUUCACACUUUAGUGAUGAGGAGUUUUAUGAAGGUGAUGAUCCCUCAGAAGCAUUGCCAAAAGAUGAUGAUAAUGCUGAUGAUUUGAAUCUGGGUGAUGAUUGGACUAGUCUCUGUCGCAGCAAAGAGAUGCAUGUAGAUGAUGUCUCGGACAGUAGCGAAGAUGAAUUUAUUGGUUCCGUGACUUGCCAUCAAUCGAAAAAAAAAGGAGUAAGAUAUGGGUGUGUUUCCCUUCAGUGCACCCUAGCAUUUUGUUAUCUUGGCCUGCUGUGGAUGGAUGAACCAGUUUUUAUCAGUGACUUGGUGAGAUGGGCUAAACAAGGACAGCUCCCUUACUUCCAGAUAACAAGACACAUCCCUGGGCACAUGAAAUUUGGUCAUGGUGAUUUUCAGAGUUUGUGCCCUCUUAGAGUUCCCCCAGUAUCAUCCAUUCUUCGACGUGCGUCAACGAUUGCAAAACUACUGCGACUUCCACGUUUUCCAGAACCUAAAUUAUCCACCUACACGGCACGUUUUAUCACAGAUCUGCAUCUUCCAGGUUUUCUUCAUGGUGUGGUGCGCAAACUAGCAGAAAAAGUGAAAGUUGAAACCAACAUUCACCCAGUCUUUCAGUCCUCCAUUCCAAAUUUCGAAGCUGGUGCUAUGGCUUUGAUUGUUGUUGCCUUGAAACUCUGUUACGGAAUUGAUGACAAAACCGAAAAGGACCAUGAAGAAAAAGCCAUAUCCAUGGAAUUAGGCUCAAAAGAAGGAAAUUGUCACACAAUUCCCCUGUUCACUGAUUGGUUGAAAAGCUGGAAGCAUUGCGAAGCCAGGAAGUUCCACAGUGGUAUUCCUUGGACAGAUGAACAGGCUAAACUUGUUGGAGACCCCACGUCGUACAGUGCGUUCUGUAAAUCGGACCUUUUUGGGUCGUGGGAACCAGCCGACCGCGUUUACACUGGAACUCAGGCGAAAAAUUUGCGUGCAAACAGAAUCACAAACGAGGAGAGCCAGAGCAGGUAUGCACAACUGUUCAAGAGCCUAAUGACACGACAACAGGACGAGGAUUUCAAUAGUACAGACACGCCCCAAGUGACAAGUUUUCCCGCCACGUGUAGACACGCGGAGAACUCUGAAAGUGGCUCCGAAAGUUGUUUUGAUAGAAUACAUUCGCGUGGAAUCAACGUAGAAUCUGUCCUUGGGGGUGAUACAGCAGAGGGCAAUGAUUUGAGGUACAUUUGCUACUCAGCCGACCCUGCUGAUCAAGACACUAAUUUUCACAGUUCUUACAAGGUGCUGUUGAGUGUUUUGGCAGACCGCGUAGAAAUGAUGCCUGCGGAUAUACAAGCAAAAGUCCACAAACUUGAAAAUGCGUUGUUUUUUAAAAAACGUCUUGUCAAGGGAGUGCUGUGAUCGACUCGAACUGUGGCAGAGUUCAAUCAAUAAAACAGUGCUUAUCAUUUAACGAGGUUCAUCAAUAAAUUUGUUCAUUCUAAAGCUAGGAGACUUCCUCUUCUUAGAGAUGCUUGCCAUACGCAUGCGCCAGUUUUUUUGUUGUUGUUGUUGUUGUUUUGCUGACAUUAGCGAGCUAUUUAACUAUUUAGUUAUUUUAAGUGGUACGGAGAAAACUCAACCUGCUCAUUUGGUAAACUCUUUUCCUGAACCUUAUUUUAAAUUUCAUAAUUUACGACAAGAAACCUUUUCCUUUGCUAUAAUUCAAUUGUUAUGGAAAAGGUAUUUAUUCUGUGAAAAUAUUUGCCAAGCAUCACACAAGGUUUCGCAAGGUCACACGCUCAAAUACUGGCUUCUUUUACGCAAUGUCUAGCUAAGAUCUUUUUAUCGCCAAAUUCAAGUUCUUGUCCAAAAUUUUGCUACAGCUGCAGACACUGUUAGUUGCCCAUACUGAUACAACAGUUUCCACGUGAAGGAACACCUGCUUAAAGGUAAAUUUGGACUGCAUUCCUGCUGUACUUCGCCCUUUUUUAUCAAUCUGACUUGUUGCUACCUUACGAGCCAAGAUAAAGUCGUGUUAAAGGCUAACAAUUCUUUUUUUUUUUUUCUUACUAUACUACGUUCUUUAUUUGGUCAGAAAUCUCGAGACACCCUCUCAACCAAUCAGAUGCCAAGUUUAAACCAAUCGCGGGUGACCAAUGGCGUUUUCCCGCGCCUGGGCUCAUCCUGGUGCCCCCUUUGAUUUGACUAGCCCUCUUCAUUACCUCACUGGUUUUUUGAGGUACGACAUUUAAGAAAGUACAAUGCCCAAAGUAGUUUGACCAGCGUGCCUAAGUCAGAAACAACACCCCGCUCCAAGAAGUCAUAUUUUGAGAGAUAGCUUGCUUCAUGAACAUCCUCACUUUUAAUACCAUGAGAACAAAGACCUUUUUUUAUUUUCAUGAAAAGAAAAAGAUGCAAAAUACUUUAUGUCAAUAGACUUGACUAAUAAAACAGUGAAUACAUGA